AUGACAAAUAUGGGUACCCUUAAAGAAGUGAGGUUAUCAAGCCGUGGUCAACAACGAACAUCCGACAUUGGCGAUGCCUACGCCUCCCCUACUCCUUGGAAAGGGGAAUUUUACGACGAAGACCGGAACCCGGAGGGUGCGAUUAGGGUGGACACUGCGGAGAAUUUGUUGAUGACGGAUGAUCUGCUGAAGCACAUCCACGACCACUUUCGACUUUCUGAAGAUCAUUUGAAAUAUCGGUUUGGACUAGAGAACGGCUUUCAACCUACGCUCACCGAGGCACUCCCUCGAUUCCUGAAUAGAACCUUGAAGCCACGGAUACCGAUCACUCCAGAAGUGACUGCUGUUGGUCCAGGAGCUGGGUCGCUAUUGGCUCAACUGCUGUGGAUUUUGUCCGAACCCGGAGAUGGCAUUCUGGUGACCACGCCUUUCUACGCACAUUACACCCGAGAUACUGUGUAUCCUGCACAGGCCGUUACAGUUGCAGUUCACGUACCUCCGGACGAUGACCCCCUCUCGCCAUCCGUGAUUCCUCUCAUUCGAAAGACUGCCGAAGAACGAGAAAACCGUAACCAGAGGUGCACCGUACUGAUACUGUGUAAUCCACACAAUCCGAUUGGGAGAGCAUAUCCCGUGGAGACUAUCAAAGGUUAUGCUGCCAUAGCAGAGGAGCUCAACUUGCAUCUCAUAGUUGAUGAACUCUUCGCGAACGAAGUCUUUUCGAGCCGUUUCUCACCACAUCCGACGGAGUUUGUUUCAAUUCUCAGCUACGAUCCGAUAGAACUCCAAUGUAACCCCUCAAGAAUCCAUGUCCUUGCUGGGCCGGGCAAGGACUUUGGUGCAUCUGGUAUCAAAGCAGCAGGUCUGGUUUCUCAGAACAACCCUUCGGUUGUGGCCUGCGUACGCGCUGCCUUGAUGCCAAUCCCGGUCUCAAGUGCAGCAGAUGCCAUAUUCACGUCAAUCUUGAAUGACGUCGAUUUCUGCGAGAGGUUUUUAGAAGAAAACAGAAUCAAAUUGGGGAAGGCGUUCGAACUAUUGGCGGACUGGUGUAAUUUCCAUGGAUUAUCGUUCUCAACAACAGAAGCGGGCAUAUUUUGUCUGGUGGACUUUGCGCCACUGAUUCAGAAAUCCGAAGACCAGAGUUUAACGCUCGAGGAACAAGUGGAGAACGCAACUUUGAGGAUGAAGCGAUCGGGGGUACUGUUGAAACACGCAAACCAAAUUGUGACACGUUUCCGAGUGAUUUUCAGUUUUCCUGAAAAACUCAUGAAGCUCGUGCUAUUCCGUAUCGAAAACGCGUUCUCACUCACUCACUGUCGGUGGUAG
Marasmius oreades (fairy-ring Marasmius) is the source of this 1326-nucleotide messenger RNA. RefSeq lists its product as uncharacterized. The record is from RefSeq and is a predicted model, not a curated record. Gene Ontology annotation, molecular function: pyridoxal phosphate binding; transaminase activity. Gene Ontology annotation, biological process: biosynthetic process; amino acid metabolic process. Lineage: Eukaryota; Fungi; Basidiomycota; Agaricomycetes; Agaricales; Marasmiaceae. The transcript is spliced from 9 exons. The coding region runs from base 1 to 1326 and encodes 441 amino acids.